Messenger RNA from Galeopterus variegatus (Sunda flying lemur), 1281 nucleotides. RefSeq names its product triggering receptor expressed on myeloid cells-like 2 (gene TREML2). Lineage: Eukaryota; Metazoa; Chordata; Mammalia; Dermoptera; Cynocephalidae. Gene Ontology annotation, biological process: T cell activation. Gene Ontology annotation, molecular function: signaling receptor activity. The record is from RefSeq and is a predicted model, not a curated record. The coding region runs from base 1 to 1281 and encodes 426 amino acids. Gene Ontology annotation, cellular component: cell surface. The transcript is spliced from 5 exons.
AUGGCCCCCACGUUCCUGCUGCUGCUGCUGUGGCUACAGGGCUGCGUCUCAGGUGCCCCUGCUGACAGCGUGUACACCAAAGUGCAGCACCUGGAAGGGGAGACUCUGUCUGUGCAGUGCUCCUACAAGGGCCGCAAAAACCGUGUGGAGGGAAAAGUUUGGUGCAAAAUCAGGAAGAAGAAUUGUGAGCCUGGCUUCACCCGAGGCUGGGUAAAGGGGCCCAGCUACGUGCUGCAGGAUGAUGCCCAGGCCAAGGUGGUCAACAUCACCAUGACAGCCCUCAAGCCCCAGGACUCUGGCCGAUACUGGUGCAUGCGCAAGACCUCCGGGACCCUGUACCCCUUGAUGGGCAUCUUGCUGGAAGUGUCUCCAGCCCUCACAACUGGGAGGAUCACUCCCUCCACACACCUGGCCAAUGUCCCCAGGAGUGGAACUGCUGUCACAACAGGCCCAGCUCCCACAACCAGUCCUGAUGCCCUUUUGACCACUAGCAUCACUGUGUUCACUCCUGGACUCUUCACCAUGGACAGACCCUUGCCUUCCACUGCCUCAGGGGCCACCAGGCUGACCUUCAAGACAGUCUCCGGUGACACAGGUACCAGCGCCAGCACCACAGGGUCCAGGAGGACCAGGGGACCUCAGACUGCAGUCAUAUCUCCGAGCAAUGCCAGACCCUCCUGGGCUGGCCCAAACUCUGUCUCUACAAUAGCCGGGCACCGCAGCACCAGAUGGCCCUCUACAGGGAUGUACCACACCAGCACCUCUCUCCUCAACAACCUGGAUGCCACAAGGCACCGGGAUUCCGACCCCACUGUGCUCGUGUUGGGGCUGACCCUCCUGCCCGUGCCCGUGAUAUUGGUCAUGCUCUAUGGGUUUUGGAAGAAGAAACACAGGCGACGACAGCUGGACACUCCUGUCCUGGGAGGCUGCAGAGCCCACACUACCACCCCUGCCACCUUCCUGCUGGAUCCUUCUAGGAAAGCCGAGAGCCCCUGGCUGGAGAAUGUGGUCUGGAUUCCACCCCAAGAGAGAUGUGUCCAUUACUGCGGAGUGACUGGAAUAGCACUGGAGAUAAAGGUGACAUCUGCACUCUCAGCCAGGAGCCAAGGACAUCCCAGUGGGAAAGCAGACAUAACGCACUGGGGAGUGACACAGCCUGGGCUUGCUGGACAGCCAGUCAGGGCCACUGAGGAUGGAUGGGAGGAGAGAGGAAGGGCCAGGGGAGUUCCUGGGGACAGCGGGGAGAAGGGACCUCUUCCUGCAUCCAUAAGGGGGCAGUAG